AGAUAGCAGGUUUAUUAGCAUAUUAUGCUGUAUAAAAGUAGAGGGAAGUAAAGGGAGCUCAACACACCUACAGGAAAUACAAUCAGAUCAAAACACUCCCGAAGAAAGACAGAGGAAAGAUGAAAGCCGUAUGUUUUUCUCUCCUUCUCCUGCUGGCAUGUAGCUUUGGAGAGGGCCUGAAAUGCAACCGUUGUAUUGGCAAAGGCUGCAGAAACACAGUGGAGACCUGCCGUAUUGACCAUGACACCUGCGGCACGGUCAUAUUCAAGCCCCCACUCCCUAUCUCAUAUUUCAAGAGAUGCAUGAAGAUGUCAGAAUGCAGGUUGCUGGGAAGCAACAAGGACAUUGAUGCCUAUUGCUGCACCUCCAACCAAUGCAACUGAGAGACACAUCCUCUGUCUAACAUACUGUAUACUAUACAGUCCAUUAAUUGUACUAAGCUGAAUGUCAUGAAUCAAUGUAGAUGAUUGAAACUGUCAAGAAGUUACACAAAUAAAGUUGUAUUUUGCGUCUUUGUUCCAAA
Messenger RNA from Coregonus clupeaformis (lake whitefish), 523 nucleotides. Its product is annotated as phospholipase A2 inhibitor 31 kDa subunit. The transcript has 4 exons. Bases 120 to 383 code for a protein of 87 amino acids. The record is from RefSeq and is a predicted model, not a curated record. NCBI's taxonomy places the organism in Eukaryota, Metazoa, Chordata, Actinopteri, Salmoniformes, Salmonidae.